AUGACAGGUGGAAGCCAAAAAUUAACUUUAUCAGAAUUUGUUUUGUACCAGUUAGACAAACUUCUUAGUUUGUAUAUGCUCUUGCUUACUACUACUACUACUGCUACUAUUACUACUACUACUACUACUACUACUACUACUACUACUACUACUACUACUACUACUACUACUACUGCUACUACUACUACUACUGCUACUACUACUACUACUACUACUACUACUACUACUACUUGUUGA
This is a messenger RNA of Schistosoma margrebowiei, 237 nucleotides long. NCBI's taxonomy places the organism in Eukaryota, Metazoa, Platyhelminthes, Trematoda, Strigeidida, Schistosomatidae. The record is from the annotation of a GenBank genome assembly.